Messenger RNA from Ornithorhynchus anatinus (platypus), 873 nucleotides. RefSeq names its product mitochondrial ribosomal protein L18 (gene MRPL18). Gene Ontology annotation, cellular component: ribosome; mitochondrion. NCBI's taxonomy places the organism in Eukaryota, Metazoa, Chordata, Mammalia, Monotremata, Ornithorhynchidae. Gene Ontology annotation, biological process: translation. The coding region runs from base 102 to 716 and encodes 204 amino acids. The record is from RefSeq and is a predicted model, not a curated record. Gene Ontology annotation, molecular function: 5S rRNA binding; structural constituent of ribosome. The transcript is spliced from 5 exons.
GAGGGGGAGGCCCUUUGCCCUCAACCAAGAUGGCCGCCCCUCGCUAGCCCUCGCCGCCCCGGGGAGGAAGAGGAGGCCCGGCCCGGCCCGGCCCCGCAGCCAUGGCCCUGUGCGCAGCGCUGGGCAGGAGGCUGGCGCCGCCACGACCCGGUGGCCGAGGGGGGACUGGAACCCACGACCUCCGACUCCCAAGCCCCGGAGCCCCGCCGCUCCUCCGGGUCUUCCUUUACCUGCCCUCGGGCCUCCGUCUCGCGUCCGCGUCCGCCGCCGAGCCCGAAGCGGAGACCCGGGAGAACGAGAGGAUCGCCCCCGAGUUCGUCAACCGCAAUCCCCGCAACCUGGAGCGCCUGGCCGUGGCCAGGAAGGAACGGGGCUGGGCCACGGUCUGGCCCGGGCGCGAAUUCUGGCACCGGCUGAAGGUGGAGCGAAGCCAGCGUCACGUCACGGCGUCGGUGGAGCGCCGCGACGGGCGCACGGUGGUGUCGGCCUCCACCCGGGAGUGGGCCGUCAAGAGGCACCUGUACCGGACCGGGAACGCGGCGGCCUGCGAGAACGUCGGCCGGGUGCUGGCCGGCCGCUGCCUGGAGGCGGGGGUCGGCUUCGUGGGCUUCCAGGCCACCCCCUGGGAAUACUCCUCCCCGUCGAUCCAGCGGCUUUUAAAAGCUCUGACGGACGGCGGGGUGGAGUUGAAGGAGCCGCGGAGAAUCUACGAGUGAAAUGAAAUCGCCCGUCGGCCCGGGCCGGUCGCCGGCCCGCCGGCUCGCCCCGGCCCGAGACGUCGGCGGUGGCUCUCGAGCGGGAGGGGGCGACCGCUGAUCUAGGACGGCGUAACCCGAAGGCUCAGAAUGAUAAUAAUGACGGCGGUAUCUCCGA